Molecule: messenger RNA, 1546 nt
Organism: Annulohypoxylon maeteangense
Lineage: Eukaryota; Fungi; Ascomycota; Sordariomycetes; Xylariales; Hypoxylaceae
Product: integral membrane protein DUF92-domain-containing protein
Exons: 1
Coding region: 150-1250 (366 amino acids)
Cellular component (GO): membrane
Source: RefSeq, a predicted model, not a curated record
GCCGUGACAGCUAUUUCUCCACCUCGCUCACUCAUCUUCAACUUCCUAGACACAGUCGACGCCAUUCAAGUACCUGCAUAUGCGGCGACGCCAAAGUGGCGCUUUAAAUAUUUGAUAGGACAUAGAAUACAUCCGGGAUUUGAGUCACGAUGAGAGCAAUAAUCGCCGUCCCUGCCACUCUGGCGCUCGUCUACCGAGCUUACUCCCAUAACUCGCUUACGCCGCUUGGUAUCUUUGCCGCCGCCGUGACCGCUACCGUGCACGCCAUCCAUCCCUGGAACCUUCCUUUCGUCUUGCUCGUCGUCUUCUUCUUAGCCGGGACCCGGGUCACCAAGAUUAAGGCCGAUGUCAAGGCGGGCCUAACCUUACACUCUCAAGGAAGUACCGGAGGCGAGGGUCCGAGGACUCACGUCCAGGUCCUUGCUAACUCGCUUAUGUCUUCUAUCUUAACGCUCCUGCAUGCCUACCAGCUUCAUGUGCGGCGCGAUGCCAUCUUAUCCCACGGGGAAAUCCCACAAGGCUCAUUCUGUUAUAAAUGGGGCGGUGAUAUUCUCGUUGUUGGAAUCAUCGCUAAUUAUGCCGCUGUGUGUGCCGAUACAUUUUCCUCCGAACUCGGAAUCUUGUCGCGUACCAGCCCACGAUUGAUCACAUCUUGGUCUCUCCGAAAAGUUCCACGAGGCACGAAUGGUGGCGUCACAUUGUGGGGAUUGAUCGCCGGUCUCCUCGGGUCCAUGAUUAUUGUGGCUGCGUCUCUUAUGUUCCUACCCUUCUGCGGCGAGGACACGAAGGGUAAGAUAGGUGGUGGUGAAAUAUGGAAUGUGAAUCAAAAGGCUACUUUGGCUUGGGGAUUAGCUAUCUGGGGUGCGUUGGGAAGUCUUCUGGACAGUUUCUUGGGAGGUUGGUUUCAGAGGAGUGUACGGGAUGUACGUUCUGGGAAGAUCGUCGAAGGCGAAGGUGGCGUCCGUGUUUUAACCGUCGAAUCCCACUCGCACGAACACAAGGAGGGCAGUAAUACUGGGAAGGAAUCGACAUCACAGGCCGACGAUGGGAAGAAUCCUUACGAUCCGAAAGAUAAACACCGCGCUUCUCAUUUCGGCGACCUUAAGCCUACGCGUAUUGCGGAGAGUGGAUGGGACUUGCUGGAUAAUAACGACGUGAACUUUUUGAUGGCCUUUACGAUGAGCAUUAGCGCAAUGGCUCUAGCCGGUUGGUACUGGGAGGUUCCCUUAGACAGCAUACUGAAGGCUUAAACGUGUUUACGUAUAACGACGGCGGAUAAGUACUAGGUAGGCAGUUAAUGGAGUGGAAUAGUCUGGUCGGCCCUUAGGUGGAUUUCAUUUUAUCCUCUCAUCAAAUAUACUUCGCCCUUUCUUUUACGCUUGCCAUCGAAAAGAAUUACGUCUUGUUGGAACUGGAUCUAGAUUUUUAUACCUGGGAUGAAAACUAGCUCGUCCGCGUUUCCGAGUCUAACCCCGAUUGCCUGAAUGGAUGUUUACUCCGACCAGCCAGGAACGAUUCACGUCUUGAAUGUCGUUAAUGCAAUAUC